This is a messenger RNA of Homarus americanus (American lobster), 2757 nucleotides long. RefSeq lists its product as uncharacterized. NCBI's taxonomy places the organism in Eukaryota, Metazoa, Arthropoda, Malacostraca, Decapoda, Nephropidae. The coding region runs from base 201 to 584 and encodes 127 amino acids. The transcript has 3 exons. The record is from RefSeq and is a predicted model, not a curated record.
AACAUGUAAGUCCAAAACUGGUUCGACUGCAUAAUAGUGGAAGUGGGGGUGACUUACCACCACCUGGUCCAUACAACUGCCCCCCCAACGUGUCCCAGUCACAGCAGGAACAUGACCCUGACCGGGUGGCCCUUAUUGCUUUUCCUGAUGAGGGUGUGCCACCCACAUAUGAAGAGGCUGUAAGGCACCGACCAGCAAUCAUGUUUGAGCCUCAUGGAGGAAACUCAGGAGGUCGAUACACACCACACAGCCAUCGAAGUAGAGGACACAGGGUGGUGGUGCCGGGUGUACGGCGAUCACGUCACAGAGACAACCCAGACAACAUCUCUUACCAGUCUAUUGGAUCAGCUCGUCAAUCUUCCAGCACAUCUCGCUCCAUGAGCAUGCGCAGCUGGUCAGCAUGUGACAGCCUGGGGUCAACUGACACUGUUGCAGUUAGUGACUCGACAAAUGUGACAGUUGAUACUCAGAGCUCUGGAGGACCCAGUAGUGGCACCUCACAAGCUCCCUCUUGUCGUGCCUUAGCUGGCUCACUGGCAUCGUUUGACACAUCUUCUCUUGUUAAUAAUGAAGGUAUGAUCUAGAGUCCAAUAAGUGGAGGCUCCUAGUCUUAUGAAUUGGAAAAAAAAAAUGUUUACAUUGACUCUGAACAGUUGUAGAGUUAUAAUUCUUAAGAUGAAAAGGUUUAGCUUAUGUGAGGGCCAAUAAUACGUCAAAUGGGCAACUCAGUGCCCACCUUAGGAAGUGAUACCUUUCAAAACCUGCCUGACUAUGAAGGUGAACUCUCAUCUCAUUGGUAGGAACACCAGAAUUGGUUUAGACACAAUACAUAUAAAGCAUUGGCUGUUAAAAUAUCACAAGAGUAUUGUUAACAUAUGACUUGUCUCUUUCCUUCUGCCAUAGAGUAUAUAUAUUUUUUUUUAGUUCUUGAGAUUUGGGUUCUUCAACUUUUUUUAUAUAGUACAGUACAGUAUGCAUUUUUUCUAUCUUUGGAAUAAGAAUAUUUUGUGGAGGCUGAUGAUUUAUAAAUAAAAUGCAAAUAAAAUAUCUUAAAUAUUUGGGAGAUUAUGGAUUGGCUGCAUUAGAUUUUUUCCUUCUCGGGUAAGAAAAAUUCUCAGUCAUACGUUUUUUAAAAUAUGAUUAACAUACUUCUGGAAUCAGAGAUGAAAACCCUGAAUGUUUUUAUUUCUACUGCUUAGGCAGUGUUUGGGUGUGAGGUCAUUUGUUGAGUUGACCUGUGUAUUUUUAUGCUGAAUGAAACAAGUGCUUUCUUAUGUUGCAUGCAUGCAUACUUAUUAAGGUCACAUUCAUUACAAGUACAGUACUGUACUGCACAGUAUUGGUAAUAGAGUGUCAGUGUUUUUCAGCAGAUGACCAUACUUAUUAUCCCAUUCACAUAUACUGAACUUAUGAUAAGUUUUUCUGCUGGAACUUGGCAUGUACAUUAUGCUCCCUUUAUGCAUGAAGUCCUUCAGGCUUAUUUUUUUUUAGCAUGGGUGUUCACACCAAAAUAUAGUUAUUUUCUCUUCAGUUUGACAGUACAGUACUGUAUUGGCUUCAGAAUCAUUAGGUUGUCACAUAAGCUAAAGAAAAAUAGAAAUAUAAUUACAGUGCAAUAUGUUCUCCUAUAACAUGUUAGUUGCAUUCUUGAAAAACACCACAUUAUAGAAAAUUAUAUUGUCAUAACAAUUGUUUCAAUGGGAAUUAAGGAGUAGUAGGUUCGAGAGCACCAACUUAACUGACAACUGACCAAUAUGGGACACCACUUUCACACUCUUAUUAGGUUUUAUGUGUUCUUUUAUGAUAACUGUGUUUUAGUUUAAUACGUAAUAUCAUUCAUUAAUAGAAUAAAAACAUGACAAGUGGGAAGAAUGCCUGUGACAGUGAGUUAGUGUAGUUGCUACGCAACUAGAAAAUGGAGCUGUGAAAGAGGGUGCAAAACAAAUACACUGUAUGUUGAAAUAAUACGGGAGUGUGACCCUCUUAGCAGUUUUUAAUGAUAUAACCUUUUAAAAAAAAUUUUUAACCAUAGCAAAUGUAAAUGAACUAUAAAAAAAUGUUUUAACACUCACCACAAGAAGAGAAGACGUUUAUUUGAGAUGAGUGGUGGAGGAGCACAUGAGGGCUCAUCCCACUUUAUCACAUCUAAUUUGUAUUCUAAAGUUAUAGCUUUUCUUUUUUUACUUCACUUCCACUGCCACCACUACCAGAAUACUUUACACCCUUGCCACAUAUUGUAAUUAAAAGCAGUUAAGUUGAUAAUACUGAACUGUACUUUUACUAAGAUAAAGCACAGUCCUCGAUAACAAAUGUCCAAUAAGUGUGGAAGAUAAACAAUGACUACGGGGUGGCGCAACGCUUUUUGUGAUGUUAAACCAAGGCGACACUGUAACAGCUGACUGUAUUCCUACUUUGAGUGACAUAAUUCCAUUUACUCAAUCGUGUUAUAUCCAAAUCGCAUCUGCCAUGUCCAUGUUAUAGAAAAUGUGUUCCCUAAUACAUUCCUUGUGUUAUGUUGGGUCUUGAAGAAAACAGCAGGAUUUUGUAUGGUUUAAUGAAUCUAGAGAAAAUGUAAGCAAAAAGUCAUUGAGGCCUCAACUGCCCUUGACAGCCACUGGUGCCUGACCCCACCACCCAAUAUGUAGUACAGCUCGACAUCCUCUCUCUAGUCCGGCAACCUCGGGACCUGACCAUGGAAAUUCACCCUUUUCCUGGAUAGAUAGUGACUUGUGCUUAUGCUUGGAAGCACUAGCACCA